CCUAGUCUUCUUAUCAUCCAUAAAUCAAAUUCAAAAUUCCCGAUGGCGGCGGUAAUGGCGGCGGUGGCGGCGGCGGCGGUGGUGGUGAGAGUGGUGUUAUCAUGGUGGAUUUGGCCUUACUUUGUUUCAAAAAGGCUCAAAUCAAAUGGGUUUUCGGGUCCAACCCCGACGUUUCCUCUGGGCAAUUUACAGCAAAUGAAGAAGAAGAAGAAAACAACAACAAUGGCGGACCAACAAGAUUCCGCCACGUCAUCACCAAAAUUUAACGACAUUCAUUCCAUUGCAUUUCCGUACUUUUCCAAGUGGCAGAAACUCUACGGGAAGGUAUUUGUGUAUUGGAUGGGGACAGAGGCGUUUGUGUACGUGGCAGAUGCAGAAUUCUUGAAGGAGAUGUGUGGGGGGAUACAAGGGAAGAGUUGGGGGAAGCCUAAAGUGUUCAAGAACGAUAGAGAGCCCAUGUUUGGGAAUGGUUUGGUUAUGGUGGAAGGCCAAGAUUGGCUUAGGCAUAGGCAUCUCAUUACUCCCGCAUUCACCCACCCCAACUUGAAGGCAAUGUCAAGCUUAAUGGUGGACUCGGUGACAAACAUGAUGGAUAAAUGGGCCGCCCUAAUAAACUCCGGCGGCGGCGGUGCGGCAGAGAUCGACGUGGAGGCGGAGAUCGUGGCGACGGCCGGUGAGAUCAUCGCGCGGACGAGCUUCGGGGCGGGCGACGAGAAGGGGAAAAAGGUGAUCGAGAAGCUUCGGGAGAUGCAAACGACGCUCUUCAAGUCGGCGCGCCACGUGGGGGUGCCUUUCGGCAAUUUUUUCAACUCUAAGGAAUAUCUAAAGUCGAAACUCCUCGGCCGGGAGAUCGACGCCCUCCUACGCUCCAUAAUCGCCGCCAGAUUGGCGGUGCCGCCGCGCGAAAAGGAUCUUUUGGGGCUUUUGAUGGCGGAGGACGGCAAGAAGCGGCGGCUGACGGCGAAGGAGCUGGUGGAUGAGUGUAAGACUUUCUUCUUCGCCGGCCACGAGACGACGGCUUUGUUGCUGACGUGGACGUUGCUGAUGCUGGCGGUGCACCGGGAGUGGCAAGACCAGCUGAGGGAGGAGGUUAGGGAGGUGGGUGGAGGUGGGGGUGGGGGGGUGGAUGCCACAAGGCUUGUUGGCCUCAAGAAGAUGGGAUGGGUGAUGAACGAAGUUCUCCGACUAUAUUCCCCGGCCCCCAACAUCCAACGGCAGACGAGGCACGAGAUCCGGGUGGGGGGCCGGGUGAUCCCGAACGGGACCAACAUAUGGAUCGACGUGGUGUCGAUGCACCACGACGAGGCCCUAUGGGGGGGAGACGUGAACGAGUUCAAACCCGAGAGGUUCGACGGGGACAUCUACGGCGGGUGCGGACACAAGAUGGGGUAUUUGCCGUUCGGGUUCGGAGGAAGAAUGUGUGUAGGAAGGAACUUGUCGAUGAUGGAGUACAAGAUUGUCCUAACCAUGAUACUCACAAGAUUCUCAUUCUCAUUGUCCCCAAAAUACACACAUUCCCCUUCCAUUAUGCUCUCACUUAGGCCCAUGCAUGGAUUGCCUCUUAUUUUUAAACCUCUCUAAAAACUUAAUUUUUAGCUAUAUGUGUUGUUUUAGUGAUAAAGACUUCUUAGGGUUAGUUAUUGGAAAUUGUCCAAGUGUUAUUAGAUAUAUAUAUAUAUUUUUUUUUGU
Andrographis paniculata is the source of this 1689-nucleotide messenger RNA. Its product is annotated as cytokinin hydroxylase. NCBI's taxonomy places the organism in Eukaryota, Viridiplantae, Streptophyta, Magnoliopsida, Lamiales, Acanthaceae. The record is from RefSeq and is a predicted model, not a curated record. Bases 43 to 1581 code for a protein of 512 amino acids. Gene Ontology annotation, molecular function: oxidoreductase activity, acting on paired donors, with incorporation or reduction of molecular oxygen; monooxygenase activity; heme binding. The transcript has 4 exons.